CCGUGGUAGCCGAUCCUGUUCCUCAACUUCCUGUUUCUGCACUGUGCAACUAUUACAGUUACAUUUUUAAUUAACGAUGCCAAGUACUUGUUUUUGUGUACCUGGAUGUCAUUUAAGAGGAGGACAUGCAUUUCCAAAUGUCUUAAAAAGAAGGCAAAGUUGGAUCAACGCCAUGGCUUAUACGCAGAUUGGACGAGAACACGAUGAAAUCGUGGAGUCCAUCUCAAUCAGCUGUUGUUUGCAAGGCACAUUUUACUGAAAAAGACUACGUGCAGGAAACUAUUCAUGGGCGCAAACCCACCAUACAGAGACUUAAGUCUACUGCCAUUCCCAGCCUAUUUUCCUGGACCAAGCAAGAGACUGAAUCGUCCGCAAAAAGAAAAAUCAGGGCAGUUUCCUGUGAAAACAAAAGAACUAAACUUGAUGAAUAUUGUAGUAGAAAUAUAGAGGAAAGUUUUGAUAAUAAAGUUGGUUUUCUUGAAGAAGUCAUUCAUACUGCAGAAAGGAUUUAUGACUGUCCACCACCAACUGCCGAGCUAAUGUUGAGCUUCGCAGAUGGAAUUACGCAAACACCAUCAAUGCAUAUGUUUUCAGCAGAGAAUUUUGAAAUGAAGACACGUGACACAGCCAUGCAUUUUUAUACCGGUUAAGAAUUGUAUACUAAAUUUUUAUUUGUUUUGAGCACACUUGGUCCAGCAGCACAUUGUUUGAGAUACAUAUAUUUUCAAAUUGAUAGGGUGUCAGUUGAAAAUUAGUUUUUUUUAUGACUUUGAUGAAAUUGAGGCAUUAUACAACCAACUUUGAACUGUCUAGAUUCUAGAUUGAAUCUAGUGUUAAGAAUAUUGUGU
Mytilus californianus (California mussel) is the source of this 848-nucleotide messenger RNA. RefSeq lists its product as uncharacterized. The coding region runs from base 204 to 650 and encodes 148 amino acids. The record is from RefSeq and is a predicted model, not a curated record. The transcript is spliced from 2 exons. Lineage: Eukaryota; Metazoa; Mollusca; Bivalvia; Mytilida; Mytilidae.